AGACUCGCAGAACGUUGGCAGAAGAGUGGGAUAAGUGUUGGAGUAAAGUUGUGUGGCGCAGUUAUCUGCUUUUAACAAUGACGUAAUGGAACAUACAGUAUCAUUUUCCUUUAUUUUAAAAACAAAGUGAAUAUAAAAAACGUUGACUAAAUUUUCGUCAAAUUGAUACAGUAUUAGAAUCGGUAUGAAAUUAUAUAAUUGAAUUUAACGGAGCAUUGUGCGUCAAAAGUGCAUUUGACCCUGCUGUUGACGAACAUCUUCUGAUAGCAAUUAAAAAAGACAAUGUCAGCUUGUUCUGAAAUGUUAUCGUGGAAACUCUUUAAUGAAACAGACGGUUUGCCCGUUGCAUACAAAACAUUAAUGCUGGAAUUCGUACCUGGAUGGAUUUUUACCUUCGAAUAUCUGCCAUGGUUGUGGGCCAUGUUUGGUUCUAUGCUUAUCGGGCUAAGCGGCGUCCUCCCGCUAUUAGUUAUUCCUUUAGAUGAAUCUGUUAACUUGAAAAGUGGAGAAAGCGCAAAUCUUCUGAAAACCUUAUUGAGUUUUGCUGUGGGAGGCUUGCUUGGUGAUGUAUUUUUGCACUCUUUACCAGAAAUAUGGGCCAAUGACGCUGCCAAGAAUGGUGGACAACCUUCCAUGUAUUCAGGAAUAUUACUUCUCAGUGGCUUAAUAGUAUUUGUGGUGGCAGAAAAAUUAUUUUCUGUAAUAACGAAAUUGAGCGAACGAAUAGAGAAUCAGCCUUUAAAGUUAACACCUGAAGUCCUAAACAACAACAUAAAAGGUUACGAUAGCUUUUUGAGUAAGGCUGAAGUAACUGAUAAACGAAAUAUUACUGGUUACCUAAACUUAUUGGCAAAUGCGAUAGACAAUUUUACACAUGGGUUAUCAGUGGGCGGUGCUUUCUUGGUUUCCUUAAGGUUGGGUUGUCUUACAACAUUUGCCAUAUUGGUGCACGAAAUCCCCCAUGAAGUGGGAGAUUUUGCAAUUUUGCUCAAAUCGGGCUUUACAAGAUGGGAUGCUGCGAAAGGUCAGCUAAUUACAGCGGGCGGUGGCCUCGUAGGUUCACUCUUUGCCAUAUUUUUCAGUGGUGCCUCAAAUUCUCUUG
Molecule: messenger RNA, 1102 nt
Organism: Agrilus planipennis (emerald ash borer)
Lineage: Eukaryota; Metazoa; Arthropoda; Insecta; Coleoptera; Buprestidae
Gene: Zip99C
Product: zinc transporter ZIP13 homolog
Biological process (GO): intracellular zinc ion homeostasis; zinc ion transmembrane transport
Cellular component (GO): membrane
Molecular function (GO): zinc ion transmembrane transporter activity
Source: RefSeq, a predicted model, not a curated record